Messenger RNA from Penicillium manginii, 756 nucleotides. Its product is annotated as 60S ribosomal protein uL30. The transcript is spliced from 4 exons. Bases 1 to 756 code for a protein of 251 amino acids. Lineage: Eukaryota; Fungi; Ascomycota; Eurotiomycetes; Eurotiales; Aspergillaceae. Gene Ontology annotation, biological process: maturation of LSU-rRNA from tricistronic rRNA transcript (SSU-rRNA, 5.8S rRNA, LSU-rRNA). Gene Ontology annotation, cellular component: cytosolic large ribosomal subunit. Gene Ontology annotation, molecular function: structural constituent of ribosome; RNA binding. The record is from RefSeq and is a predicted model, not a curated record.
AUGGCCCCCGUCACCACCUCCGUCCCUACCCAGGACCAUGUCCUCGUCCCCGAGACUCUCCUGAAGAAGCGCAAGAGCCAGGAGGCCGCUCGUGCUGAGCGUCGUGCUGAGGCCGAGGAGAAGAAGAAGGCCAACAAGGAGAAGCGUGGUGUUAUCUUCAAGCGCGCUGAGUCCUACGUCAAGGAGUACCGUGACGCAGAGCGCGAGAAGAUCCGCCUCGGCCGUGCUGCCCGCCAGGAGGGUAACUUCUUCGUUGAGGAUGAGGCCAAGCUGGUCUUCGUUGUCCGUAUCAAGGGUAUCAACAAGAUCGCUCCCAAGCCCCGCAAGAUCCUCCAGCUGCUCCGUCUGAUCCAGAUCAACAGCGGUACCUUCAUCCGCCUGAGCAAGGCUACCCAGGAGAUGCUGACCAUUGUCAACCCCUACAUUGCCUACGGUUACCCCAACCUGAAGUCCGUCCGUGAGCUUCUGUACAAGCGCGGUUACGGAAAGGUCGACAAGAUGCGCAUUCCCCUCACCGACAACCAGCUUAUCGAGGAGAACCUCGGCAAGUACGGCAUUGUCUGUAUGGAGGAUCUGAUCCACGAGAUCUACACCGUCGGCCCCAACUUCAAGCAGGCCAACAACUUCCUGUGGCCCUUCAAGCUGUCCAACCCCAACGGUGGUUUCCGCACUCGCAAGUUCAAGCACUACAUCGAGGGUGGUGACACCGGUAACCGUGAGGAGAACAUCAACGCUCUCAUCCGCCAGAUGAACUAG